This is a messenger RNA of Dicentrarchus labrax (European seabass), 5073 nucleotides long. RefSeq names its product tweety family member 3b (gene ttyh3b). Bases 351 to 2015 code for a protein of 554 amino acids. Lineage: Eukaryota; Metazoa; Chordata; Actinopteri; Moronidae. Gene Ontology annotation, cellular component: plasma membrane. Gene Ontology annotation, molecular function: intracellularly calcium-gated chloride channel activity; volume-sensitive chloride channel activity. The transcript has 15 exons. The record is from RefSeq and is a predicted model, not a curated record.
GAGGUACUCAGUUAAAAAACAACAACAACAACAACAACAACGAGAACAACAACCAGGCGUCUCGGUGAAAUGUGACCGUUAUAUUCCGUUACUUUCGAUGUGGUUGGGGCUGCAGCCGAGUCGGUCGUUGCAGCUAGCAGCUCGGUGCGGCCGCGUUGAUGCAGCAGGCUGUGGGGUUCAAAUCCACCACCGGAUCUGGGAAGACAAUAGGUGAAAUAUACGCCGGCCCUGGACUCCCCAAGACUACACCGAAACGAGAGUCGUCUGCAUCCGCUUUGGCUUCACUAGUGUCCGCGUGAGGAAUCCGAGUUAAGAGAGUGAAGUGACAGCCGGCAGGUAGCUGUAUCAGGAUGGCGGCCGUAGUGAACUACUCUCCGCCUUGGUGGGUGAACCUGCUUCACCGGUUGCCCCAUUUCAACUUGGAGUUCCAGGUUGUGAGCAGUGACUUUAGACCGGAGGAUUCAGAGUACCAGAAGUCCAUUUUGCUGCUCGGCGCCGUGGCGUUGCUGUGUCUGGGCCUGGACCUCCUCUUCCUCCUGUUCUACUCAUUCUGGCUUUGCUGCCGGCGACGCAAGAGUGACGAUUCCUCGCACUCCCAUUCGCACUCCCAGCAGCCCAGUGCUGACUGCUGCUGCACCGCCUGGUGCGUCAUCAUCGCCACACUUGUCUGCAGUGCUGGCAUCGCUGUAGGAUUCUAUGGGAAUGGGGAGUCGAGUGAUGGAGCCAAUCGUUUGGCAUACUCCCUCCGUCAUGCCAACCGCACCGUAUCUGGGGUGGAGAAACUGGUGUCAGACAGCGCCUUAGCCUUAAACCAGACAGUGGAGGAGAGCUUGGUCCAGUUGGAGACAGCCUUCCAGGAGCAGACAGACUACGUGUCCAUCGUCCAAAAGCUGCAGGGACAACUGGACGAGUUGGUGAGGCUGAUGGUGGAUGUUCCCUUCUGGACCAAUACUGACAUUUCCCUGGAGGACUUGGCCCGCAAAACGGAGGCUUUCGACUUUUACAGGUGGUUGGGGUACCUUGGCCUGCUGCUGUUUGAUGUACUCAUUUGUCUUCUGGUGCUCUUCGGCCUCAUACGCAACUCUAGAGGCACUCUGAUUGGAGUGUGUCUGCUUGGGGUUCUGACUCUGAUAAUCAGCUGGGGGUCUCUCGGUCUGGAACUGGCUGUCGCUGCUUCAGCCAGCGAUUUCUGCGUUUCCCCGGAUACCUAUGUCACCAGGGUAACCAAGGAAAACGCUGUCAUCAACCAAGAUAUCCUGCAGUAUUACCUGACGUGCAGCUCUGGCCAAAUUAACCCCUUCCAGCAGAGGCUGUCAGGGAGUCACAAAGCAUUGGUGGAGAUGCAAGAUGAUGUGGCAGAGCUACUGAGAUCAGCAACACGUGAUUAUGCCAACACCAAGGGGAGUCUCGAGCAAAUCCAGUCUGUGCUGAAUUCCACCGAGGUUGGUCUUCACCAGCUGACUGCUCUGGUCGACUGCCGCAGCCUACACAUGGACUAUGUUCAGGCGUUGACUGGACUGUGUUAUGACGGGGUGGAGGGUCUCAUUUACCUGGUUCUCUUCUCCUUUGUCACUGCUCUGAUGUUCUCCUCCAUUGUGUGCAGUGUGCCACAUACCUGGCCUGGCAAGAGGACGGAUGAGGAAGACGGAGAGGACGAGUCGGGUGCCUCACGGGGCGGUGUGCACGAUAACCUGUACCGCGUUCACAUGCCCAGUCUCUACAGCUGUGGCUCCAGCUACGGUAGCGAAGCUAGCCUGCCCGCUACAGCCCACACUGUCAGCAAUGCCCCCGUCACUGAAUACAUGAGCCAGAACGCAAACUUUCAGAACCCUCGGUGUGAGAACACCCCCCUGAUUGGCAGGGAGUCCCCUCCACCCUCUUACACCUCCAGUAUGAGAGCAAAGUACCUGGCCACCAACCGACCGGACCAGAACCGACGCUCCGUUCCCAACGACCAACUGGACCCGGCUAGCCGGCCUAACCCCGCAGCCCGACCACAGUCCUCAGUGCACUAGAAACCAGUUCCGCACCUGUCCACCCCAGUACUGCCUGAAUCCAGUUCUCACAGCCAAUAACAAGAUCCAACGCGACGCUCACCAGAGCUUAAAAGCACCAACAGGACCACAGUUUGUCAAGGAACUACACCGACACCGACCGGUUCACCAGAAACAACACACCAAGCCAGGACUCAUCAACCAAGCACCUCAACAAAGGACUGCACUUUGAAGGUCAACCUCUACUUCUCACCCACAAUUACCAAAAAGGAAAAAUCCCAGAAGAUCAUAAGUUCUACUCCUCUGCUUAGAGGACACACACCCCGAGCUGCUCGUUUCCACCACUGCCGUGAUGGAUCAGCCCAUAUACCCACAAUGCACAGCAGUUAAAGCGCCUUGGCUCCGUCUCCAGUUUGUUCUUCCACUCUUCAAUGCUCUCCUCCUCCACUGGGAUCCACACAGUGCCCUCCAGUGGGAUCAGCUACGCCACUCUCACAAUCCAAUCCCGUCACACUCUGACACUCAGACCACACACACACACACAGCCAAGCCCACACACACAUGCAUACACACACUGUACAGAGCUGUAAAUAGUAAACAUGUGCUUUACUCUGAUUUCAUGAAAAGUAGACUGUUGAAUCAUAACUUGUAAAUGUGGUGUGCUGCGUGUUUAUCAUGGAAGUUUUUUGCUGUAUCUCUCAAACACACGCACACACACACACACACACACACACACACACACACAUACACAUACACACACACGCACACACACACACACACACACACACACACACACACACACAAAUCGGCGGACACAUCUGUAUAAAUAAUAAGCCAGUGAAUCAGAAAGCCAUGUUUAUAGGUAGAAACAGUACCAACACAUCCAUAUUCUCUUUAGCUUAACAUUGUCGUCUAACUAAGACUUGAAUCGUGAGCUUGAAAAGUGUGUCCAUGUCUCUCUCCAUAUUUGUUUACGUGCACAUACAGUACAGGCGUCGAUUGAUGCAUUUCGAAUAUGAGCCAGGAAUCCUGUUGGGGAAUAACUGUUUGGAAUUUUGGGGAAUUGGAGCGUGAGACGAGGGGCAUGAGAAGGCUCAACCUGUGCCAAAAAACUCUGAAUAAUGAGGGAUGCCUGAUUCUGUCCUCUUCUCCAACUGCCUCCAGAUGUGUCGGAAAAAGGGAAGAAAAACUCACUUGGAAUGUUUUCCCUCCGACUGUAAAUACUAUGGGAAUGGGAAAGACACUUGAAAAAAACGGUGGACAGAAAUGGAAUAAGACUGAGUGAAAAUUUGCGACCACACAUUUGCCAGGUGCUAUGUAAGCCAGUCGAGGUCACAGAAGACGAUCAGGACUUGAGGAGGGACGGACGUUUUUAAUUCCUUUAAUAUUUUGUUUUGUUUUCAUUCAGGGAUGUGAUCAGGAAUAUUAAAAGCAGUAAAAAAUAAAACAGCUUUCCAUCAUUACUGAGUGGAAGUUAGGUUCCCGAAAACCUGAAAAAAAAAAACAUGUCCCUGAUUAAUAAUGUUAUGUAAAAGUGUUUAAAUUCACAGAAAGUUGGUGUUUUUUAUGUUUUAUCAUAAGCUGAAAUUCUGGAUGUGAUACUGUGACCAACUGUAGUAUUUUUUUUUUUCUUCUUCUGUACUGUUUCUUUCUUCCUGUGCUUUCAUUUUCUUAACUGCUGACCUUGGAUCAACCUUUAGCCACGAGUCUUUUUUUUUUCUUUCUUUUUCUUUUUUUUUUUUUUUUACCCACAAGCACAAAUUCUCUUCAAGGUGACUUUGCGAGACGGAGAAGUAAAACACACUGCCUGGGACACUGCCAGUGGUUUUUCCUCCCACUCUAAAACUCUCUGUACAGUGUAUAAAAACUGUAUUCGUGAACCCGUGUGUGUGACAUCACUGCAGCGUGAUUGGCUAUUGCUCUAUCUCAGUGUUACUGUGUGUAAGUACAGUGAUCGGUGUGUCUGACUGGCAGCAAGCAAAGGCCAGCUUAUCUAGCCUGAGUCAUUUCUACACAGACGCCACGCAUGCCCUCAUAUACACACAUUGAAACCUGAAACACACACACACACACACACACACACACACACACACACACACACAAAUACAUGCUGUACAGACAUUCACUACACACGCCACAGUUUCUUAUAAAAAUCUAUCUUUCCCUACUUUUUUCCUGUUUACAUGCACUUCUAGAGCUGUAGUAACUACACACCCUGCCACAGCUUUGACAUCACACUGAAACCAUUUGCAUUAUGGGUGAUGUAGUAGGUAGAAACCUGGAAUCUAGUAAUUAGCUGAGUGAGCAGAGCCCUAACAUUCAAACACCCUCCAACCACCCUUCCUGUACAGCAUUUUAAUAUGUUAUUAUUAAUCAAUGACCACUUCUCGUAUUAGCGAGACAAUCUUACAUGUGUGAUUUUACUAGAAUGAAAAUGUCCAUGUUAUGGUAACAAUGCUACCUAUGGUCUAGUACUUUACAGUGUUUUUUGCACGAUCGAUGCAAACGAUGUUAAGAUCUGUGGGACUAGUCACUGAUUAAUGGCCUUUCAUAAUGUUUUUAAACUCUUACAACACUCUUCAUAUCACAACAUGUUUUUUUAUUUUUCUCUGUCUUGUAAAAAUCAGACUUUAAAGAUAAAAUAAUAGCUAGCUGUUUUGUAGGAGAAUAAAGGCAAGAGCAGCGUUUUUCCUCUCUUAUUAAUGGUGAAUGACUCUCUGUCUUGCAAUGUUUUAAUAAAACUAUUCCAGUGUAGUUUGCACACCUGACCUAAAGUUGUAUUUGAAUUCCUGUGCAGUGCUUUCUGCGAUUUGACCAAUCUAAUACGGUAUGUCUUGAUGGAAAAAGGUCCACGCUCAUGUUUAAGAGUCAGUAAUGUUUGCGUGUAUGUGUGGUAUUUACAGGACUUCAAAUACACCUCUGUCCAGAUGUGACGGACAAACAAUGUUUUCUAUGGCUGUUUUUAUUUUCUGAUGGUUUAACUAAGAUAUUAAUGAUGUACAUGUCAAAACUGUGGUAAUGAUAUCAUUCAGCCUGGAAUAAAUGUUUUAAAAAAAUAAAUUAAAGCAACUUUAACGUA